AUGGAGAUUUGGGUGUAUAAAUACAGGGCAGAGGCAGAGGAGAAGGCAGUUCAGCUUCAACUGGCUCUUCAAAGUGAGCAGGAACGCUCUCACUCUACAGCUAUGGCACCCACUGUUUUUGGACAAGCAAGCUAUCCUAAGGAACACCUGGCUCCUGCUCAUAAGCUGAGAAAGCCAAUGGUAGAGAAGCUGCGCAGAGACCGCAUCAACACCAGCAUCGAGCAGCUGAAGUCCCUGCUGGGUCCUGAGUUCCUCAGGCAGCAGCCCGACUCUAAGCAAGAGAAGGCAGACAUCUUGGAGAUGGCUGUGUCCUAUCUGAGAGUGUGGCAGCAGCAGAAGCAGAAGGCCAGUCUGACCUCUGGCCUGAUCCCGGGCGGCGACGGAUACUCCCGCUGCGUGCAGGAGGCUGUCAGCUUCCUGUCCCACUGCGAGGUCCAGACUCAGGCCCACCGGCGGCUGCUCAGCCACUUCGAGAGCCUGCAGGCGUCCAGCCACAGUCCCUGCACCCUCUCCCCUCCUGGCUCUCCGCUCCAUCAGGUCAUCUCCAGCAAGGGUGUGAGCCAGACCAGCAGUGCUCUGUGGAGGCCCUGGUAGGAUGGAGGCAGCAUCACCUCCACACUGAGAGAAAGAGAACUACGUCUGUGAACGUCAUGGACAGAAAGUUGAAGACUUACUGAAGUCUGUUUCCUUCUGCUUUGGCAGGAGAUUCAAUAUUGUUAAAAACAAAUAGUGUUUGAGAUGAAGUGGGCACAAUGUGCCAGUAUUCCUUUGGAAGGACUGAAAUAAUUCAGGUUUUUACUGAACAUGUACACCAUGUGUAUACACUGUAUGCACUUUAUAAUUCAAAGUGCUUAUUACUCUGUGAUUGUGUUAAUUCUUUCCGUGGGGGAAAACUACUUUUGUUGGUUUGUUUUGCAAACGUCACUGAAUGAUCUUGUUGUAACACCCACAUCGGGUUGAAACUAAUUUAGUGUCUGAGACACUGUUUGAUUUUUGUGUUUAAACUACUGUCUAUCUCUGAUAAUGAGUAUCACUGACUGAUACAUUUCAUCAGCUUGGUGUUGAUGAAUCAACGACAUCCCAUAAAUGGAUCCCAUGGAUCAACUUUUACCGUAAAUCUUAUUAUGAUUAUACUUGAUUAUGACUAUGUGUAACCAUUAUUUGGCCUAUUAUUUGUACCUGUUAACUGUUCAUAAUAGAUGUUUUUUCAUCUUCAAGUGAAUACCUUUCAUAAAGGCAUGUCAUGUUGACAUCAAUCUUUUUACUAAAAGAAUCUGUUGAAUUGCUUCCUUGAGAAGUUUGACUCUGAACUUGAAAAAUAAAUUGAAAACUUCACAUGAAGUUUUGCAAA
This is a messenger RNA of Cottoperca gobio, 1351 nucleotides long. RefSeq names its product transcription factor HES-5-like. The record is from RefSeq and is a predicted model, not a curated record. Lineage: Eukaryota; Metazoa; Chordata; Actinopteri; Perciformes; Bovichtidae. The transcript has 2 exons. The coding region runs from base 1 to 594 and encodes 197 amino acids. Gene Ontology annotation, molecular function: protein dimerization activity; DNA binding. Gene Ontology annotation, biological process: regulation of DNA-templated transcription.